CGACAUCGCGCCCCUGCACUCCAGCCUGGCAAUAGAGCAAGACUCUGUCUCAAAAAAUAUAUACAUAUAAAAUUGUGCUAGUGAAGAUAGUUUUUCAAACUACAUAUAGACACAACCCACUGUUCCUUGGAGUCUCUUAUUCUAGUGGGACAUCUCCUAAUUGAUAGCCAUUGUCUGGUGGUACUUUUUCAAAGAUGUAUGACCUUCCUUCUCACUGUGUGAUCUUUCUGUCUCUAGGACCGCCUAUGGCUGCGGUAGCAGUGAGAGAAGCUCUCAGAAGGUGCACAUUCCUCCUUGUUCAUUUUUAAGCGGCUUCCAAAGCUGCUGUUGAUGAUGCCUGACGCUGCUUUGAAGGCAGAAAACCAACAGUGAGAUCAAGAAUUGUUCUCUAAUGAUCUUGCUUCACCAUGGCUACAAAUAUGGAGGGGCUGGUUCAGCACAGAGUGGGGACCCAGCAGGUGGCUGAGGUAACACGUACACAGACCUCUCGGCCGGAAUCUCCAGGGAUGACCAGCCCCUCCCCACGCAUCCAGAUAAUCUCCACCGACUCUGCUGUAGCCUCACCUCAGCGCAUUCAGGGCUCUGAACCUGCCUCUGGCCCAUUGAGUGUUUUCACCUCUUUGAACAAAGAGAAGAUUGUCACAGACCAGCAGACAGGACAGAAGAUCCAGAUAGUCACCGCAGUGGACGCCUCCGGAUCCCCUAAACAGCAGUUCAUCCUGACCAGCCCAGAUGGAGCUGGAACUGGGAAGGUGAUCCUGGCUUCCCCAGAGACAUCCAGCGCCAAGCAACUCAUAUUUACCACCUCAGACAACCUCGUCCCUGGCAGGAUCCAGAUUGUCACGGAUUCUGCCUCUGUGGAGCGUUUACUGGGGAAGACGGACGUCCAGCGGCCCCAGGUGGUAGAGUACUGUGUGGUCUGUGGCGACAAAGCCUCCGGCCGUCACUAUGGGGCUGUCAGUUGUGAAGGUUGCAAAGGUUUCUUCAAAAGGAGCGUGAGGAAAAAUUUGACCUACAGCUGUCGGAGCAACCAAGACUGCAUCAUCAAUAAACAUCACCGGAACCGCUGUCAGUUUUGCCGGCUGAAAAAAUGCUUAGAGAUGGGCAUGAAAAUGGAAUCCGUACAGAGUGAACGGAAGCCCUUUGAUGUGCAACGGGAGAAACCAAGCAAUUGUGCUGCUUCAACUGAGAAAAUCUAUAUCCGGAAAGACCUGAGAAGUCCCCUGAUAGCCACUCCCACGUUUGUGGCAGACAAAGACGGAGCGAGACAAACAGGUCUUCUUGAUCCAGGAAUGCUUGUGAACAUCCAGCAGCCUUUGAUACGUGAGGAUGGUACAGUUCUUCUGGCCACGGAUUCCAAGGCUGAAACAAGCCAGGGAGCUCUGGGCACACUGGCAAAUGUAGUGACCUCGCUUGCCAACCUAAGUGAAUCUUUGAACAACGGUGACACUUCAGAAAUCCAACCAGAGGACCAGUCUGCAAGUGAGAUUACUCGGGCAUUUGAUACCUUAGCUAAAGCACUUAAUACCACAGACAGCUCCUCCUCUCCAAGCCUGGCAGAUGGGAUAGACACCAGUGGAGGAGGAAGCAUCCACGUCAUCAGCCGAGACCAGUCGACACCCAUCAUUGAGGUUGAAGGCCCCCUCCUUUCAGACACACACGUCACAUUUAAGCUAACAAUGCCCAGCCCAAUGCCAGAGUACCUCAACGUGCACUACAUCUGUGAGUCUGCAUCCCGUCUGCUUUUCCUCUCAAUGCACUGGGCUCGGUCAAUCCCAGCCUUUCAGGCACUUGGGCAGGACUGCAACACCAGCCUGGUGCGGGCCUGCUGGAAUGAGCUCUUCACCCUCGGCCUGGCCCAGUGUGCCCAGGUCAUGAGUCUCUCCACCAUCCUGGCUGCCAUCGUCAACCACCUGCAGAACAGCAUCCAGGAAGAUAAACUUUCUGGUGACCGGAUAAAGCAAGUCAUGGAGCACAUCUGGAAGCUGCAGGAGUUCUGUAACAGCAUGGCGAAGCUGGAUAUAGAUGGCUAUGAGUAUGCAUACCUUAAAGCUAUAGUUCUCUUUAGCCCCGAUCAUCCAGGUUUGACCAGCACAAGCCAGAUUGAAAAAUUCCAAGAAAAGGCACAGAUGGAGUUGCAGGACUAUGUUCAGAAAACCUACUCGGAAGACACCUACCGAUUGGCCCGGAUCCUCGUUCGCCUGCCGGCACUCAGGCUGAUGAGCUCCAACAUAACAGAAGAACUUUUUUUUACUGGCCUCAUUGGCAAUGUUUCGAUAGACAGCAUAAUCCCCUACAUCCUCAAGAUGGAGACAGCAGAGUAUAAUGGCCAGAUCACCGGAGCCAGUCUAUAGUACACACCACACAUCUGCCAAGGAGCAACAGAAUCCUACCGGGACCGUUCACAUACAAAGAAAAGAAAAGUAGUGGUAUUUUGGUAUGUGCAAAUAUUUCCAUAUGUUAGCCGUUUCCUGUCUGGUUUCUUCUUAUCUGUUAAUCCCAGACAAUGGCAAUGAAAAGACUAGUAGGAUCCUUUCCUGACAUAAAAAAUGUUUUAAUGCCUUUUGAUGAAGCAGCAGAUUUUGGAGCAAUCUUUUAACUCAAUUUGUAUUUAGAAAUUCUCAAAGGGCAAAAAACAAAAAAAAAAAAGGUUUUAUAACGUCAGAGACUAGUAUUAAAGAAAACUGAAAGAACCUAAGAGAAUAGUAUGUGUGUAUAUAUAUAUAUAAAAAAUGUCCUUGGAAUUAUAGAUACUAAUUACCAGGGUAAUAAUAUUAGCACUUUCUAAGCACUUAUCAAUGUGUAAUGUUAGCAACAUCUUGCCUGUGGGCAGGGCAAAUGGAAAACUGUAUAUGUCUUUUGCCGAAAUGCUAAUGGUUUCUGUGAAAAUUCACUAGGGUACAGGAGACAAUCAUUUAUGUUUAAGAAAAGAAGGCAUCAUUCCUAAUUGUGUGCACAUGUUGUGGAGUUGAGCUGAAUUCUGUGAAUGGAAACGUGGCUCAUUUGCAUCAUGCAGUAAGUGGGAGUGUGGUAGCACAGUCGGUGGUGACCCAGUCCAGAAGCUUCUAGCCAUAGAGCAGACACUUGUCAGGUUCCCUGACUACUUGGUCCUGGUCUCUGAUGGGCAUCUGCAGACUCCUCUAGAACCUGGGGUUCUCCUCUGAUGACUGGUUAUCUGAAUUGGAUUGCAACUAGUCAGACAUUAACUGCCAAAUGAGAUAUACAAUUCCUCCAGCAAGUGAAAACAUCCCCAGGUCACAUCCACUGCUCGUGGCAGAUGGAGCCUUGUGACCAAAAAGCGCAAGGUGGGCAUUUUGAGCCCUUGACAGUACUUCUAAUACAAUUGGGGGUGCUUGCGUGUUUGUCCAGAUGGAGGAGUGUGGCCUUGGAGUGUGAGGGUUACCUUCCCAGGGCUUUCCACUCCAAAUGCCCCCUUGAAAAGGACUUGUGUUUCUGCAGCUCCAUCAGAACUGUGGGGCUGGCCAGAGUGGUCAGGGCCUGGUAAAGCUGGAUGGAAGGUUUCAGGACAGUUUCUUCCUGUUGACCUUAAAUACCAGAGAUUUUUAAAAUGUGUGUAGACUUGGCAUCUCUGCUGGCAAGUCUGUUAAUGUUCCCAGCACUCUGCACUUUGGUUCCCCCAGGUGUGUGCCUGCCGACUACCCUGGAGCAUUUUAAAUGCAGACUGCUUGUUCCUUAAAAACAACCUUUAAUUUCCACAGUGAUCGUCUUUCUCCUCAUAAAUUAUAGCAACCAGAGUUUAUAGCAAGAACAGAAUACGUGCUUAAAAGGCAGUUAUGUCUAACUGCAAACACCCAUAAAUUCCCAUGGAUGUGAAUGUAUAGCAAGCUUUUCCUGUUUGAGAAAAGUGGCAUGUGGAAGACCAGGUCAAUUGCUUUGUCUUUUCUUUUUAAAUAGUCCAGAUUAAGAAAAUAUACCCUGUUGGGUUAAAUUUGCCCCUCUUGAUUUGUUAAUCAGAUGAUAUCCAAAAAGAUCCCUGGACACUCCCCUGCCUCACAGGGGCUCUGAUCUGGCUGAGGCUGGUGCCACACAUGUGCUCCACAGGGGUGCAGUCUAACCAGCUACAGAUGCCCCUGUGGAGCUACACUGGACAGAAUGGAAGCUGCCGCAGGCUCAAGGCAGAACAGGAUGCUUGAUCCUGAAGGGUUAGCAGCACUUUAUGCAAGUCAUUGUUAGUAGGGUAAGUGAGAACAGUGUCUCCAACUUCUAAAUUCUUAUUUGGAUUUAAUUAUAUCAUUUUAUAAUUCUUGCCGUGGCAACAAAUUCUGGGGAGUAGUGGGGGUGGCCAUUAUAAAAUGAUGGGAAGGAUUUAAUUUUGCCAGCUUAAAGUAAUUUUUUACUUUUCUAACCCUGAUGUUUUCAGUUUCAAAAUUAAGACAAAAAACCAGCUGAGACAAUGGAAUUAGGGCAGGUUUGUUUCAUUUCUUGUUUGUGAAGGAUUUUAGUAGCAGGCAUUCUGAAGCUCAGCCGUGCCUCUAACACAGAUUGUUGCCUGCCUUCCGUCAUUUUGAUUCUUGAGAGUGACCAUGAGGGCCAUGUUGCAGUUCCCUGGGAAUACAAGCAUAAUAGCUUUCAGAUCCCAGUUCUUGGUGUUGGUGAAAAGGUCUCCACCAGCCCCUCCUCUCAUUCCCAGGUCAUUCAGUGGCAGCCAGUAGGCCUCUUAGACUCACGUUGGAUGAGGAAGUGUUGGGCUCUGGUGCAAUAGCCUUGCAGAAAACAUGAUUUUGCUUGGAAAGGUGCUGAUUCUAACCUGGGCCUGCUCUUUCAGUCCCUUUGCUGGUGAUGGCUGAUUCCAGGGACUGUUUUGGCUUUGAACACCUCUUGGUUGGUUUCAGAGAUCCUCUUGGCUUUACUUUGAAGUGGCCUUUUCUUUAAGGAUCAUGUCCGCAUAACCUGAAUUCUUGUUGCUUGAACUCAUUUCAAGCCUUUGACUGCAGGUCCAUUUCAUCUCCCAUCAGGUUGGUUAAGGAAAGUCAGCCCAAAGUCAAGAAUUACUUAAAGAGAUGCAAACCAAAUAUUUGGGCUCCAGCUUUCACAGGGCUUAUAGCCCUUGUUAGCAGUUUGUGAAACUUUGGGUUUCAUGAAGUGAGACCUGUCCUCUGGCUGCUGAACUCCACGGAGCCAUGUCAUGCUCCCUCUUCUACUGGCCUGGUCGCUCCUCCCUCAGUGAGGAGAGGUAGCUGGCUCAGAGAGGUGGGACAGACACAUGCUGUCACCUCAAGUUACUCCUGGAAGGUGUUUUUAAGGAAGUAUGUUACCUACCAUACUCUCCUAAUUUGACAUUUCUAUGUGUGUCCUGAGGGGUUACAUUAUUUAUUGUCUAAUCCUUGCCAUAAGGCUGUGGUUUGAGGUUCUUUUGCUGUUCUGGGCUUUAUAUUUAAUUUCAGGUGUAGUCACUUCUAAGAUGUGUAAUUGCCCUCAAGAGGGACUGAUUUUUAGCUUGUCAUUGUCAGUAUUGAAUGUGGACUCUUCUGAGGCAGUUAGGACACCAGCCAUGGUGGUAACAGUGGAUGCGUUUGGCUCCCUAAUCUCAAGGCAAUAUCCACGCUACACACGUAUUUAGCUGUCUGUCUUGUUUGGGGGAUAGUUACGGCAAGGAACAAAAAGUUCUAAGGACUCUAGCUAUUUCUAGUGCUUUUACUUUCAUAGUCCUUUGAGGAUAUUUCCUGCAGAGCACUCUUGCUCACAGCCCGCCCUCUGCAGGGCUUCCAGCCCCUGGCCACAAUCAGUAGUUCAUGCCAUGUCUGUACAUCCAUGUUCUGGAACCUGAUCUCAUUGGAGUCCGGAAGUUUGUUGCCCACUUUCUAGUGUAAAUGACUUUACGUGCAAUGGGGUCAUUGGUAACAUUUUAACUCUUCUCUUAGUCCAGGUCAUGGAAAGUCUCAUCAUCUGAUAGCCACUUUUCUCCCAGGGAGGGCAGUGCCCACUAGGCCCUGGGAAUGCCUGAGCCAGCAGAGCAGACGCCCCACGUGCUUCCUUUAUCCAGCUUCCAUUCUCUCGGUUAUGUGGCUCUUUGAAAAUGUCUUAACUUUGAUGUAAAUUUUUAAAGCCAGCCUCUCAUCAAGACAGGGUUGGUUUGGGUCUUUUGUACGCAGGGUUUGGACCUUCUCAUUGUGUGCCUCCCACCAGCGUGCACUUCGCAUGUCCGGCCCUGGGUCCCUUCAGCAGCGUCGUGCGUGUACAGGUUUUUAGGCUGUAAGACUGAAUGAAUGUACAUGUGUUUAUAUCCUCUCUCUAUGUACAGUGUAUAUAGUGUGUGUAUGUGUACAUAGAUGUAUAUUAUGUAUACAGACAUGUAUCCAGACUUUCCUUAUGUUCUAAAGAGAGUUUUUGAUAAAGUUGCUAAUGUAAACUAAUGUGGGUGUUGCAAGGUCCCUCAGCAGGGAAGAUUUGCUGGUGAUUUUCUUCACUCCAUUUUCCUUUGGGUGAGCCUGCCUGGGAAGGGCCAUGAAGUCAGAAUCUCCACUCUGCAAAAGGAAGAAUUCCAGGCAGAAGAGGUUCUGACAGGGUGACAUUUCCCUGUAUUCUCCAGGUUCAGACAAGAGCCAGGAAGCUGGAAGACAGUUUUAAUAUCUAAAACUACGUGGGAAUUUUUAACCUUUUCGUGCACCUGUUCAUGGCACUACCUGGAAGGGACUUGGCAGUUGGGUUGAGCCGUCAGCCUUCCCAGCUAUUCAGCUCUGUUGAGUAGCCCAGAGACAGGCGUCACGGUCAGAGAUUCAGAACGGUCUGUGUCAGUGAGGCCUGACUCCCAAAGAUGGUAAUAAUUUCCCAGGCUUGCUCUGUGCUCAGUCAGCAAGAUUUGGGGCACUGUCCUGUGACUGAACAAAUAGUAAUUUCCAUCUCUCUAUCCCCAGUUAAAAGUAAACAACCUACCAAGUAUUAUUCUUUAAAACUAAGCAUGGAUGUUGAUGGCUAACUUUUGCGGCAUAUAAGCUACAAAUAGCAAGUUACUUCUCUUAACAGUAAGCAUGUGAAUGAAAUCCACAGACUUUAACUCGUUUCUAUAAAUUAUGAUUUUAAAUUUUCAGAUAAGAAUUGCAUUUUAUUAUGGAUGUAUGUGCCCUUAAAAGCUACAGAUACCAAAUUUUCCUUGUCCAGGUCUAUUCGGAUGAAUUUUCCCCCUUAAUCUGGCCUUAAACUGAAACUCAGCCCUCGAGAGCCAGGGCCUGGCCCAGCAGUAGUUGCUCAUAGAACUGGGAAGCAGGGGCCUGCUGGAAAGAAUCACUGGAUCGCUGCAAAAACUCACAUAAUCCACAGGUUACUCUUUUUCUUUUUAAAAUAAGUUAUCAAAAUGUUUUAAAAACACUUUAUGAGACCAUAGUACUCAGUGCCUUUUGUGAGAUGGUGGGUCAUUUAGCUUUCAGCUUCCCUGUUUUUGAUGUAGAGAAAGCUUCUAUUUCACUGGCCUCAUCCCACAAGAUUGUGCGACCUUUCCCUGUUACAGCCUGUCGUGACAAUCACGCUAUUGAAAGUGGCUUUCUAGUUAAAAUGCAAUUGGAAACUUGACAGUCUCUAAAUGAAUUAAAAUAAAAAGUUUCCUUUGGGGCUAUUUAUCUUAACAGCAGUCUAAAAACAAAGUGUGAGCUUAAGAAAAGUAUCUUUGGGGGGAGAAAAAUGUCAGAUUUUUUAAUGCCCAGCUAUAAAUAAUUUUGGCGUCUUGAUAUUUAUACAUGCAAAAUAGAAAAAAAUGUUCAACAUUUAUUGAUUGAUAGACUGUUAAAAUUUAAUGUUUGGAAUAACAUUUGGAAGUAGUAGACUUUGCAUUAAAAAAUGGCUUUUCUUUAGGAAAGUAUAAUCAGUUAUUUUAACGACCAUAGCAUUCAUGGACUCAAAUGCUGCUGCCACACACAACUCAAGUGCUGGAAUAUUUUUCUACAGUCUCUCUGUUCUACGGAUUGUCUUAUAAACCAGUGUUCAACUAGUUUUAUAACUGAAAAGCUGCACAUUUUUCACAGUACAAGCCGUAGUUUUUACCUGUAGUUUGGACUUCUCUGUUAGAAUGCAACUGCAUUACCAGCCCUUUUAAAGGCAUCUUAUCUAUCAAAGGAAAAUUUGGGUGUUAGAUUUUCUUGGGACCGUUUCUGUAACCUUUGCCCUUCACAAUAUAGAAAAUAUUGGUUUUGCCAUUACAUUUUAAUGCCAGGUUUAAAACCUGUUGAAAGCUGUAGCUUUAUACAGCUUUCUUCUCCCUGUGAAAUCACUUUGUUUAUGUGAUGGCAUUUAAAAAAUAGCAUGUUCUUUUUAAACUGAAUUUUAUAUCUAAUCAAUGUCUUCAGUCUUGAAGAAGAAUUUGCAUUGUUGUGUUUGUAUAUAGAGUAUUGCAGUGCAUGAAUUAGCUUUAUGCAUUUUAUUAAAUGCUAUUUCAAUGUGGCAUUAUUGUUGUGGCUUAAUACUACUACCUAAAUGAGGUUUAUACUAUUAAAAGUGAAUUAAAGACUAA
This is a messenger RNA of Cercocebus atys (sooty mangabey), 8461 nucleotides long. It is a transcript of the gene NR2C2, whose product is annotated as nuclear receptor subfamily 2, group C, member 2. Lineage: Eukaryota; Metazoa; Chordata; Mammalia; Primates; Cercopithecidae. The coding region runs from base 408 to 2354 and encodes 648 amino acids. Gene Ontology annotation, biological process: positive regulation of embryonic development; positive regulation of transcription by RNA polymerase II; cell differentiation. Gene Ontology annotation, molecular function: RNA polymerase II cis-regulatory region sequence-specific DNA binding; nuclear receptor activity; zinc ion binding. The transcript is spliced from 17 exons. The record is from RefSeq and is a predicted model, not a curated record.